AUGGCUCUUGAAUCACGGGUCACCCAGGAGGAGAUUAAGAAGGAGCCGGAAAAGCCCAUCGACCGGGAAAAGGUAAAGAUAUGAGGGCUUUGUUCGGGUUGUUUGUUUUGAGCAGCAGCGUGAGCUAACCAGUAUGGAUGCAUGCGGGUUUACAGGAGGAAAAUGUUCAUUUAUUCACCAAAAUAUUUACAGUAAGGUAAAAAUUUGGUAGAUUACUGCCUUCUUAUUCUCUUCAAGAUGUUGUAUUACGAAUUAAAGACACUAUAGGGAACAGAGGUGCAGCCUCAUACACAGAAACGCUGGUGCUCAUCAAUCAGCUGAUAUUUAACUCUAAACAGCUUAUUAAUGUAAAAAAAAAGCAUUUUACAUCCUCAAACUUGCAGUUUAUUUUAAUAUUUGUUCAGCUAUCUGAUGUAUACCAACAUAACUCAAAUAAGUGUCCAAUUUAAAGUUAUAAUUCCGUGUUGUGGUCACUAGAGGGCAGGCACAUUCACACAAAAGCCACAUUUAAGUUUCACUGUUUUGUUUUUUCCCUGUUGUUUUCUAUAGACCUGCCCCCUACUCCUGCGUGUGUUUACCACCAACUGUGGACGGCACCACAGACCAGAUGAGUUCGCCCGUGGAAAUGUGCCCUCCAGCGAACUCCAGAUUUACACAUGGUGAGUAUCCAUAAACCUCUCCUUCUUUGUUUUGCUUUCGUUGCAAGUCAGGUAUUCACCUUUGAUUUUGUGCUCAUCUCAGGAUGGAUGCGACCCUGAAGGAGCUGACCAGCCUGGUGAAGGAGGUAUAUCCAGAAGCCAGGAAAAAGGGGACCCACUUUAGUUUUUCCAUCGUCUACCCAGACACCAGAGGGAAAGUCUACAGGUUGGUAUCACACCACGAGGGAUGGAAAUUGAUAAGAUUUUAUCAAUAUCGAUGCCAUUAUCGACUCAAUUCUUUAACGAUUCCCUUAUCAAUGCCUUUCUUUAAUUAAAAAAAAAAGAAAGUAGACUAUAGGUUUUCACCGUUAACUCAAAAUUUUAUUAAGUCUCUGAUAACAGAAACAGAUUAUGCCACCUUCAGUGAGAAUCUAAAAGUAAUCAAACAAAAAUGCUUUUUGUACAGCGUUUCUGGCAUGCAUUGUGCUGAUGCGAACACAGGACAUAUGUUAGGGUGACCAUAUUCUGAAUCCCCAAAAAGAAGACCUACGUGGGGUGGACUUGAGUGCGAAAUUUUGAGUUUUUUUUUUUUUUCUUCUCGGAAAGGUCGAGUGUUUUCUACGCGCUUCUAACUCAGUUAAACGCAUAUUAUUCUGGAUUCCCAAAGACAGCAGUGCAUGCUGCGUCGCGUCAGUGGUGGCUUUGCUUAGAAGUGAUUGGAGGAGCAGAAGUGCAGAGAGCACUGAUGCGCUGCACUGUUUUAUAAUCAGUGAAUACAUGUUCCAGACAUUUGAAGGAUUUUAUAAACUCCUCCCGGACAACCCCCCAAUAGAUGACAUGUCAGGGUAAAAAAGACGUUUGGUCAACCUGACAUACGUACCUUCCAUGCUGUGCUGAGACGGAGCUGCAGCAGCUGACGAACCGGUGUUGUUAACAGGUGUUGUGCAGUAGAAUGCACCCCUGACGGGAGCGCGGUUGAAAGUACAUAACAGGGCGAAAUAAUCCUAGUUUUCCUUACUAUUGGGUGGAUUCAAAAGCUGGUGGCUUUAAUGAUUUAAUUCAGGCUAUUCAGAUAAGCUGAAAACAAUAGCCCUCUGAUUCAGAAUAUUAGCAGUUGCGAAAGUAUAAUGUUCUCUACCUUGACGGGUUACUGUAGAGUUUAUACCACCAAGUACACUUAUAUGUGUGCAUUUUUGAGAGACAUAGAAACAGAACGAAAGUUUGCUGCUCCAUUUGACAUGUUUUAAUGAUCCAAUACUCGUGUUUUUUUUUUUUUAUAUGACAUCAUUUUCUUUCCCUUCAGAAGCUAAUGAGUGGAUGGGAUGCAGGGGGUGCAUUCUACGGCAGGGGUGCAUUCUUACGGUAUAACACCGGCGGAGAGUAUUGAAUACAUGUGACUCCUUGUAUUUGAUACUGUGCUCCAUUGACAAAUGUUUAAGUAUGUUGCUGGUGUUUCCACCUUAGCAUGUUAUCACUGCUUGACAAACGCUGCACUGUUGUCACAUUUCUUAGAAAAAUUAAGCCACGCUUAAGCUCGUUUCUGCCUACUUUUCGUUCCGUCCGCCAUGUUGUUUUCUCUGUCUCUGUUCGCGUAGAGUGGCACUCGUGAGACCGUUUUUAAACGCACCCGGAAGAAAGGAAUCGUUAAGGGAAUCGUUAAAAUAAAAUGUAAAUGAUGUCGAUGGAUUGAACCAGUUGGAACUGGUUCUAAACAAGAAAACACACCACAGUGCUACAAGUCUGGUUCAAGGAGUGGGCCUCAUAUUCUUUAUUUGUUUCAGGUUGAAGGAUAUAGGAAACACUAUAUCUGGAAGGAAGGGCACUGAUGAUUCCAUGACGUUGCAGUCUCAGCGCUUCCAGAUCGGAGACUACCUGGAUAUAGCUAUCACACCGCCAAACAGAGCCCCGCCCCUUGGCGCACGCAUGAGGCCCUUCUAA
Molecule: messenger RNA, 2576 nt
Organism: Xyrichtys novacula (pearly razorfish)
Lineage: Eukaryota; Metazoa; Chordata; Actinopteri; Labriformes; Labridae
Source: the annotation of a GenBank genome assembly